CGGACAAAAUAAAAAAAAAAAAACAUAAAAAAACAAAAACUGUUGCAACCAUUUUCUCCGUUUCUCUCUACAAAAAGCCAUAAAAUUUUCAGUUCCUACUCAAACACAACCAAAGCCAUUACAGCACUUGGCUUUGCAGAGACUGACGGAUAGUAUUGGAGAUGGACUCGCCGACGUCGACCGGAGGAUUGUCGGCGCGGAUCGUGCCGGCGCGAUCGUCGAUGAUUGAAUCGAUCGGUGUGUGCGGGUUGUCAGGGGUCGGAAUCGAUAAGGAGAACUUGAAGAAAAAGCUGCUGAUUCCGAAGUAUCUGCGUCUCGCCAUUCGCGACUCCAUCAGGUUUAAAGACGCCGUCGGUGUAGGCGAGCGUUACUUCAAUACCGGUGAACUUAAUGCCCGUGAGGAGGCUCCUGAGUGUCCUAUGGUUGUUUUUGUCAAUUCUAGGAGUGGCGGCCGACAUGGACCUGAACUCCGGGAACGGCUUCAGCAUCUAAUGGGAGAAGAACAGGUUUUUGAUCUCUUUGAUGUGAGACCUCACGAAUUUGUUGAAUAUGGGCUAGUCUGCCUAGAGAAGUUGGCUGGCCUUGGUGAUUUUUGUGCCAGAGAUACUCGAGAAAAGAUGAGAAUUAUGGUUGCAGGAGGUGAUGGUACAGUUGGUUGGAUACUGGGGAGUCUUGCAGCACUUAACAGACAGGGGAGGGAGCCAAACCCUCCUGUGGGAAUCAUUCCUCUGGGUACUGGCAAUGAUCUGGCUAGGAGUUUUGGUUGGGGAGGCUCAUUUCCAUUUGCUUGGAAAUCUGCUGUGAAAAAAUCUCUUCACAGGGCUAUUACUGGUCCAGUUUGCCGUCUAGAUAGUUGGCAUCUUCUAGUGAUGAUGCCAUUUGGAGAAGUUGUGGAUCCACCCUAUUCUUUGAAACACACAGAAGACUGUUCUCUUGAUCAGGGUUUGGAAGUUGAGGGCCCGUUGCCUGAGAGAGUGAAUUGCUAUGAAGGAGUCUUUUACAAUUACUUUAGUGUAGGAAUGGAUGCUCAAGUAGCUUACGGCUUCCAUCAUUUACGUAAUGAAAAACCUUACCUUGCAAAAGGUCCUAUAACAAAUAAGUUAAUCUACUCCAGUUACAGUUGCGGUCAGGGUUGGUUCCUAACACCAUGCGUAAGUGAUCCAAGUUUAAGGGGACUGAAAAAUAUCCUGAGGAUGCAUGUUAAAAAAGUUAAUUGCUCAGAAUGGGAGUUUAUUCCAAUUCCUAAAAGUGUGAGGGCAAUAGUUGCUCUAAACCUUCAGAAUUAUGGAAGUGGAAGAAACCCAUGGGGCAGUCCAAAUCCAGAGUAUUUGGAAAAGAGGGGGUUUGUUGAGGCCCAUCCUGAUGAUGGUCUCCUUGAAAUUUUUGGUUUAAAGCAAGGAUGGCAUGCAUCUUUUGUUAUGGUUGAUCUCAUAUCUGCUAAACACAUAGCCCAGGCUGCGGCUAUUCGAUUGGAAAUAAGGGGUGGGGAAUGGAGAGAUGCAUAUAUGCAGAUGGAUGGUGAACCCUGGAAACAUCCAAUGAGCAACGAGUACUCAUCAUUUGUGGAAAUUAAGAGGGUGCCCUUUCAUUCGCUUAUGAUCAGUGGAGACUGACUUGCUGGGUUGCCUACUAGCCCUUGAUCCAAGAUCAGUGUAAAGUAUGGUUUUCUCGCCAUGGGGCUUGUAAAUUUUAGUUACCUGCCAGGUUAGUAGCUACUGGGAAUUUUUUGUACCAAAUUUCAUUUGAUAGGCCAUUCUUGGUUUCCUUUUUUAGCUGUGAACACAAUUUUUAUUUGCUGUAAGACUGUUCUAUUACCAGGCUUUUCUAGUGCUUAAAUAAAUGAUUCCACAAGGAAAAAUGGUUCUUAUAGAAUUUAAA
This is a messenger RNA of Manihot esculenta (cassava), 1878 nucleotides long. RefSeq names its product diacylglycerol kinase 4. The record is from RefSeq and is a predicted model, not a curated record. NCBI's taxonomy places the organism in Eukaryota, Viridiplantae, Streptophyta, Magnoliopsida, Malpighiales, Euphorbiaceae. The transcript is spliced from 12 exons. Gene Ontology annotation, molecular function: ATP-dependent diacylglycerol kinase activity. Bases 162 to 1613 code for a protein of 483 amino acids.